CGCGCUGCUGCUGGUGCUCGCGCUGGGCUCGCGCUGUUGCUGCACAAUAAUCCAACAUGGAGUAAUCAGAGAUGGGGCUCGUCGGGGCCACCCUCAGCAACAUCAACGCAUUUUCAUCUAAGGGAUUUUCGGGAAUACACUCAAGCACUCAAAACUCUGGGAAAUUAUUCGGGGAGAUCUGAUUUAGGUCUCUUUAGUUCAAGAUCCUCCAAGGUUUUCAUCAGCAACUGGUUAGAUCCAGUGAAAAAAAAAAAAUAGAGAGAGAGAGAGAGAAAAAAGAAAAACCCAUCAAGACGGAGACGAGGAGAGGAGAGAGCGCAACAAGAAGACACUUUAGACGAACGAAAUGUGAGGGAUUAUUUGGAAAAGAGUGGGAUAAAAAAUGACGAGCGAACUGAGUGCACCCAUUGUGGGAUUUUUUUGUAGGUGAAACAAGAAAAAUGAUUGAAGAAACACACCCAAACGAUGACAGUUACAUUGUGCGCGUGAAAGCGGUGGUCAUGACCCGAGAUGACUCGAGUGGGGGAUGGCUGGCACAGGAGGGGGGGGGCCUCAGCAGGGUGGGCGUCUGUAAGGUGAUGCCCGCUGAGCUGACCGGACACAGCGACUUCCUCAUCCAUGGCGAGCGCCUCAAAGACAAGCAGGUGAUUUUGGAAUGUUUCGUGAGGAAGGAUCUGAUCUACACGAAGGCCACGCCCACAUUUCACCACUGGAAGGUCGAAAACAAAAAAUGCGGCUUGACGUUCCAGAGCCCCGCCGAUGCCCGUGCCUUCGACAGAGGUGUGCGGAAAGCCUUGGAGGACAUUACGGAGGGUUCCACAACUUCCUCUUCAACACUCCAAAAUGAGGCUGAACUUGGAGAUGACGAUGUGUUCACAACUGCCACCGACAGCUCCUCAAACUCAUCUCAGAAGAAGGAGCACGCUACACAACUAGUGGCCACCUCCACCUUCUACGAGCCUCACCCGCAUCGCUGCAUCCUGCAGUACCGGCCGCCUGAGCGCUACAGCCUGGAUCAGAAGUUCUCCAGGAACCCCUUCCCCUUUGAGGACGAGGAGAUCGUCCGGAUCAACCCCCGGGAGCGCUGGCUCAUCACAGGCUACGAGGACUACCGAUACGCCUCGGUGCCGGACAAGUUCAUCCAGCCUGAGGACUCGGACUCGUACGUUCAGAUCGCUAAGAGCGAACCCUUGAAGCACGACUACAACUACCCCUACGUGCCCAGCUCCGACUUCACCCAGUGCGACCUCAAGAGCCACUGCGACGGUGAAGUGGUGGCCACCCAGCCUCGGGUGUUCAAGCUCAAGGGCAAGCGGAGGAAAGAGGACGGAGAGCGAUCGCGCUGCGUCUACUGCCGGGACAUGUUCAACCACGAGGAGAACCGGCGCGGACAGUGCCACGACGCGCCCGACCCCAUUCGGACCUGCAUCCACCGGGUGAGCUUCAUGUGGUGCGCCGACAGCAUGCUCUACCACUGCAUGUCCGACCCGGAGGGCGACUACUCGGACCCGUGCUCGUGCGACACCAGCGAGGAGCGCUUCUGCCUUCGCUGGACGGCCCUGCUGGGUUUGUCGGUGCUGGCGCCCUGUUUGUGCUGCUACCCGCCGCUCCACAUGUGCCACCGCUGCGGCGUGGCCUGCAGUUGCUGCGGAGGAAAGCACAAGGCCGUCGGAUGAACCCCCUGCCCGUCCCCAACAAUCCCUAAACUCGCGCCCCUCGGAACGCUAGCACUGAGGAGGGCAGGAGCGGACACGGCCCGGUUGGAGCUUUCCCUGCUUUUACUUCACAGUCUCUCCUGGUUCCAGAAAACAAUUGGUGCAUUUAACUGGCUUGAAAAACAUUCUCUUCUCUUUUGGUUUGAUUUUAUAUAUAUAUAUAUGUAUAUGUUCUUUUCUUUCCCUUUUGUUGUGGAUGUUUCUCUCAGUUCCUUGUGAACGAAAUGGCUCUUCUGUCAGGUGGCUCCCGGAGCCUUCACUUUCAUGCAUUUACUUAUGCAGGUACUUUAUAUUUUUUACACUGAUUUGACUUUUCAAGAACUUGAAUAGCUUGUUUCGGUUUUGGCGUCCGUGGCCAGCAAAGGGAGGAAUUAGCCGUUUACUCUUCCUGAACAGGUCCUUACAUAAACUGGCAUUUGUAUCCCAAGCCCUUUAACCCAUUCAGAACAAUAACAAUGAGAUUAGCUCGAGACACUAAACCUGUAGUUGGAAGCGACCAUUUGUAGUGCGUCUGCGGGAGAACGUGUGUCGAUGCCUGCGUGCGUGUUGUAAAGGAAUGAUAACGUCGUAUCACAGCAUAGUAUUGUUGUUAUUAUAUUUAAGCCAAAUUUACAUAAGCUGCAUCCAGAGUAUAUGUAAAUACUGUAUACUCAUAUGUAUAUGUUUCAAAUCGAAUUAUUGUAAUCACCUUCGACAGCCACAGCUGUGCUUCAGAUAACGGACAUUUUCCUUAUAGAGUUGACUUAUUUUGGAUGCGAGGGUGGCUUUUGAGUUGAUGCAUAUUUGAUAUCCAAAGAUUAUUUUUGUCAUAUUUAUUUUUCGCCGUCAAUUGAAUCACCAGCCAAAGGGAGAAACAAAAUAAAUAGAGAG
This is a messenger RNA of Rhinichthys klamathensis goyatoka, 2585 nucleotides long. It is a transcript of the gene spred2b, whose product is annotated as sprouty related EVH1 domain containing 2b. The coding region runs from base 441 to 1676 and encodes 411 amino acids. Gene Ontology annotation, biological process: multicellular organism development; negative regulation of MAPK cascade. The transcript has 6 exons. Gene Ontology annotation, molecular function: protein kinase binding. Gene Ontology annotation, cellular component: membrane. Lineage: Eukaryota; Metazoa; Chordata; Actinopteri; Cypriniformes; Leuciscidae. The record is from RefSeq and is a predicted model, not a curated record.